GAUGCAUUAGAUCUGUUUUACAAUGAUUGUCUUGCGUUCUAGAUAUCUGUUCAGUCGUUUCUACUUCGUGACCAACUUUUGGUGUUGCUAUGGAAAUUCGCUCCACUACAUGCUGGGCCAACCCUGUCGGUUAGUCUUCCUCAUAACACGACAGUGCCCAACUUCAUCACACAUCGACUCACUCACAACAUCAGGGAUUUAUACAUCAAAGUGUAUCGCAACCUCAACACCUUACUUCAUGAUCCCAUGAUGUCGACCCCAGACGCGCACACAAUGCCAGCAUCCCAACAAUGCGCACUCACACUCUGCCAACCAUUUCACUGCAUAGUACGGCGACCAGGCUUUCACGAGUACCCCUCUCGCAAUACAUCUCUCGUCUCUCAAGCCCAACAAAGAAAGAUCCUUUCAACCGCACAUCGAGUCCAACCAAAGCCAAGCUACUCAGAACACCGAUGUGCGAAGCGACACAGCGCGACCGCAUGGCACGCCCGCCGACGAUGUCUCAGCAGGCUAGGCCUCGUCGGCCAUACCACAUCGCACAUAGCCAGGAAAACGCAGUUCGGGACGUUCCAGGUGGUGCCCGUUCUGUACCGGAGGCACCUCGCAAGCCUCAUGGUCAGGAUCGGGAGCGCAGAGCAGACGUAAUGAAGAUGCUGCCUCGCCAGCUGAAGCCUCGCCGGCCGUUGCAAAAGUCUGAUCGUAGCCCUGAAGCGCCCCAUUGUGAGCUGCGAGCUGCUGGGCCAAUGCCAUCCAAGUAUUCGGAGAGGACUGUCGACUUAUUCACCAUGAUCGAUGAGCACAUGGCGUGGAAUAUGUCUGCCUCGGACGCAGAGUCGCCGCGCCCCAACAGCUCGGGUACGAUGUUUGUUGACUUCGGCGCAGAUGGUGAGGUGGAGGUCUCGUACCGCAACGGCAUGAACAAGAAGCUGCCCUGCGUCCCGUCAACGACCCCUGCACCGUCCCAACCCGCGUCUCCACGACACACGGUGGAUAUCAAGCAAGCCCCCAAGACCGCAGGAUCGAAUCAGCAACACGCCGAGGCGCAUUUGAAGCCACAACCACACCACCACUUUCACCCCUCGCGCCACGACUCAGUCAUCCACCCCGGCGCCUCGCACACCAUCGAUAUCACCCAGCCCCCUCCUUUCCCUCCUCCAAGCCGCUCACUCCCAUCUCUACCUUAUCGAGUCCCUCUGCAUCCGCAGAGCCGAAUGCCCCAAGUCCAUGCUACCUCACGCUCCGUCUCGACAGCAAAGACGCACCGCUCUGCACCUGCGCCAUCAGCAGCACCAACGACGACGUAUCGCACUGCCCGCGAUAUCGAGACCCGCGGUGCGCGCGAUGCGGUGUACACCACCACCAAGCCCGAGGGCAUGACGGUAUCGUACAAGUCCGGUGGUCUGACGACAUCUUUCCGCGUCAACUCCGCGGUGCACUCGCACCCCGAGGCACAGAAGCAGCAGUACCCGAACGGUUCCCCUCCACAGCGCUUCUACAACCCUUCCAUGCAUUCUUCUUUGACACACGUGUCGCUGAAGAUGGACACGAACAAGCCGCUUCCACCGCUGCCCCCAUCAUCCCGGGACUCCGACGAUUGUGCCACGCGCUCUCGGCAGCUGAGUGCGCUGGAGAAAGAGAAGAAGCGGUAUAAGAUUGCGCGGUUUGUGAAGACGGUGUUGCGCAAGAUGGCGGGUUUGGCGGACAAGUUUGAUGAGCAUCAGCAUCGGUAUCAACGCAGGUAAUUUGUUAGUUGCGUUUUUUUAAUGAUCCAUUUCGAGGUGUAGUAGUGCGAGAGGUAACAAAUAGCCGUAAGCGUGUCUCGUCUACCCAUAGUGGAGAUGGGCUCGCAGGCAUGAGAUAAAUGGCGGUUUCGUCGAGAGUGGUGAUCCGCUGAUAUCGAAGCUGGACUUGCUGAUGAAUGUGUUGCUCGACAGUUCAAGAGAAUUAAGAAUGUGAUAUGCAGUCUCCAAGUUGUUCCUG
This is a messenger RNA of Didymella exigua CBS 183.55, 1980 nucleotides long. RefSeq lists its product as uncharacterized. The record is from RefSeq and is a predicted model, not a curated record. NCBI's taxonomy places the organism in Eukaryota, Fungi, Ascomycota, Dothideomycetes, Pleosporales, Didymellaceae. The coding region runs from base 291 to 1742 and encodes 483 amino acids. The transcript has a single exon.